GUUUUAGAGACGAUCUCAGGACCAUCCCCUUGAAUAAUGUAUUCACGAGCUUUUCAUUUUGUAUUUCUUCUCUCUUUGGCGGCUCUAGUCAGGGCUGAGGAUAAUGAAGAUGUCAAGGAUACGAAAACUGCAGUGAAAAGAGGAGUUAGAGGCCUUACAGGAAUCCCUGGUGUUUUAUACAGCCAGUACUCGCCUCACGUACACACAGUCCCAGUACCACAACCGUACCCGGUCCCCGUCCCACAUCCGGUUCCGGUCCAGGUUCCAAGACCAUUCCCGGUGACGGUCCAUAAACCUGUGGGACUUCCAGUCCCAGUUGGAGUCCCAGUUCCUGUCAACGUCCCGGUGCCCAGACCCUACCCGGUCCCGGUCCCGGUCAACCUAGCCCAGGGACCUUCUGGUCUGGGGUUCGGAAAUUUCGGAGGAACCUUCGGACACUCGGGAGACUACAACUACGCUGGAGCUUUCUCGCAUCUGGGACUUCAAGAGGCGUAUGGUGGAAAGUUGGGCUACGGUUUGGGAAUCUACGGUGGGGCUCCUUCAAUCCCGAUGGCACAUCCUGGGCUGGCCGCUGCCUUAGCGUCCCUGGGCUCCGCCCCAUUGGGUCAUCCAGGGGUCCCGGAACCUCAUAUGGAUCCUCACAGUCAGAAAUACUAGGUUUAUUAAGUGCUAAGUUUACAAGUUUUUCGAAAUAGUGAUUUUUCAAUAACAGUGUAUUAAGUAUUUUACAUAGUUUUAAGAAUGAACAUUUUUAGUAUUCUAGGGACCAUAACUGU
Messenger RNA from Macrosteles quadrilineatus (aster leafhopper), 776 nucleotides. Its product is annotated as tetra-peptide repeat homeobox protein 1-like. NCBI's taxonomy places the organism in Eukaryota, Metazoa, Arthropoda, Insecta, Hemiptera, Cicadellidae. Bases 37 to 657 code for a protein of 206 amino acids. The transcript is spliced from 3 exons. The record is from RefSeq and is a predicted model, not a curated record.